GAGCUCUAUAGAUGUCACAAGCUCGUGAGACCACAGACAGCUAAGUACAUACAGUUCCUUGGAGAGAAUGGCCAAAGGGAGGCGUUUCAACCCGUCCUUGCACAAGGACGGAAGAUGGUUCACUCACAUUGGUGUGAUCGAGAAAAUACCGGAAUCCAUCACAAGUACUUCCCUGAAGGAAAUCCACUGUCCAUACUUGUCUGAGCAGGUGGAGAAGAGGCUGCCACCAAUCUACAAGAUCCGAGAGAAGCAAGCAGCAAACAAAAACUUCCCUUUCUCUGUGCAUGACAACCGCCACUGUUUUGAGAACUCCGGAUACUACUUUGACUCUGGCUUGGGGCGAAGGAAGUGCACCCCAGAUCAAAAGCAACACAUUUCUAGAAAUUUCAAUCUCUGGGCCUGUGACUACAUCCCAUCCAAUCUUGAUGGUUUUUCAAAUAACCAAACAUCCUAUGUACAUAAGAAAGCUGUGGUGGUCUCAUCUUUCCGGCGUUUUCCAAGAUGUUACGAUGAGAGAUGGAUUGCUUCCACCCAAAGCUGUCCAAAGUUUCUGGGGAACCAGCCAAAUGGAGAGUUUGCUGUUGACACAAAGGUGGUCUCUCCACACCCUCGCACAGGUACCCCAAGCCUUCCAGAGGCUCUUGAUGAGGCUCAUGAUGUCAUCCCAGCAGGCGUUCAUGAAGUCUCUGAUCCAACACCACCCCCUAAUUGCUGAAAUGCUUUUGUGACUUUUAAAGGUUGAAAAUAUUCAAAUUCUUCAGAAGGUAUGUGAAGCUAUUUGCAUAUGUAAAUAAACUGCUAAGAUUGUCAUGUUAA
This is a messenger RNA of Rattus norvegicus (Norway rat), 816 nucleotides long. RefSeq names its product testis expressed 36 (gene Tex36). Bases 68 to 715 code for a protein of 215 amino acids. The transcript is spliced from 4 exons. The record is from RefSeq and is marked provisional. NCBI's taxonomy places the organism in Eukaryota, Metazoa, Chordata, Mammalia, Rodentia, Muridae.